AUGCAUUCAGCUCGCAUCCAACAGUUUGUCCGUCGGCUCCAACGGCCGUCGCUCCAAGGCGAUCACGUUUUCAUUUCCAGCAAGUGAGUCUUGAAUAUUAUGAAUCAUCACCAUCGGCAAUUAUUCAGAUACACAGGACGUUUGUUCAUUUGUGAGCAAGAAGAUGUCAAUAAAAUGAUAGAGUCAUAUCAGAAGAUAGAUGAUAAGUAUGCGAUAUUCGAACAGAUGUUUCUCACCAUAUUCCUGGUUUGUUUAAUGCUUUUGGAAAGUUUUGAAAAUAGAUUGUUUAGGAGCAAGAAGUGGAAAUGGCGUACAGUUUCGGACUGGAGAACUUGAAUGAGCAGCAGUUGAAAGCGGAGCAGAAGUUCAGAACGCACGUGGGCAAGUUCCAGAGAUUUAUCACCGGAAUCAUUGACAUGCUCUCGAAAGGAGUGGAGAGCUCCGAUCAAAUCGUCGAGAUUCUCAGGUAUUCCGCUCUUUCGCAUGACCCCCCCCCCCAAUGCAUGACUGACCUCCUUUCUUUUCAGAAUCGUGGGUCGCCAGCACGGCAAUGUGCGGACGAUGAGUUUCACCGCCGAGAAAUGGCUCAUUUUCAAGAACGUGCUCCUUGACCUUCUCUGCAAGGAUGCAAAUGUGGGUGUAAUCCUAGAAGGCAAAUGAGAAAAAGAGAAAAAAGAAGGGCGCCCAUGAGAUGAGUGCGUAAUGAGAUGUUUUCAGGAAAAAGCGAGUGGCACUUGGAAUAAACUCAUCAGUUUCAUGAUUUCCGAGGUCAAAGACAGCUACCUGGAACAUGUGAGUUUGCAAGGGAUCGGAUGAUAUCCAAAAAGAUCUAUUACAGGUCCGUCAUGCCCGUUCCUCUUCCUGCCCUCAGAUCAACUCGUACCGCUUCAUCGCCUCUCGAUCGAAACGUCUUCGCUCUCGGAAACACUCAGAAUCGGCCAACAAACUGGGACGAAUCGAGUCGGGAAAGGCGCUCGACGGGUGA
Caenorhabditis sp. 36 PRJEB53466 is the source of this 985-nucleotide messenger RNA. The record is from the annotation of a GenBank genome assembly. Lineage: Eukaryota; Metazoa; Nematoda; Chromadorea; Rhabditida; Rhabditidae.